AUGUUGAAUUUAUGUAUUGCUGCUGCAUGUAAACUUCAGAUGGUGAAUUCAAUGAUGUCUGACUUCGGUGCAAUUUCAUUGUUUUUUUACCUAUCUCCAGUGAGAUCACAAGUUCUAGAAGAAGUAAUUUCGAAAGUUUGUCCAGAUGCACAACAUAAGGUUAUUUUGAAUGUUUGUCGAACAAGAUGGAUUGGCAGGUUGGAUGCGCUCGACUCUUUCGUUGAUUUGUUUUCAGCAAAAACACUCGGAUACACAAGAGGGUUGACAGUAAAACUACAAAGCAGUACAACAGACCUGAUACAAGCUUCCGAAGAAGUGUCAUUGCUCCACCAAACCAUCAAGUUUAUACGAUCCCACAUGGACACUUACUUCGAUCAAUGGUACGGAAAGGCAUUGGAGUUGGCCAACGAGAUUGAAGUUGCAGAAAAAAUCAAACGUCGUUGCAGCACUCAAAUUUAUCGUGAAAACUAUGUUUCGGAUGGUCCCAAGGAGUACUAUAAACGAGCUCUCGCCAUACCGUUCUUAGACCACAUCAUUCAGCAGUUAGAAAUUCGAUUCACAAGUCUUACGAUCUUUAGUGGUUUCGGUAUUAUGCCUAAUUAUAUAUUUUCUGAUGAAGGGAAAAUGGAGGAAUUAGCGGAUGAACCUAACUGGAAGGUUAAGGUUAAAGAAUUCGUGCGAUUGUUUGCGAGUGAUAUUCCGGCCCAAAGUAACAUAUACGCCCAGUUGGAUAUGUGGGAGAUAUUUUGGAGAAACUAUCAAGGUGCUCUACCAACAGAUAUUACCUCUUUAAUCAAAAGCACAAGUAGGCAAACAUUUCCAUCGAUCCAUGAAGUUUUGAGAAUUCUGGCUACAAUUCCUGUAACCUCGUGCACUUGCGAGAGAAGUAUCUCUGGGCUAAGGCGUUUACAAACUUGGAUGCGAAACACGAUGUCAGAGGAAAGGUUGAGCAGCCUAGCAGUUAUUAUGUUCAACAGGUCAAUCACUGUGAACUCCGAUGAAAUAAUAGAUGAGUUUGCUGCACGGAAUAAGAGACGAAUGGCUUUUUCGAACACACUUGCUGAUUGA
Messenger RNA from Hydractinia symbiolongicarpus, 1068 nucleotides. Its product is annotated as 52 kDa repressor of the inhibitor of the protein kinase-like. Gene Ontology annotation, molecular function: protein dimerization activity. The transcript is spliced from 2 exons. The coding region runs from base 1 to 1068 and encodes 355 amino acids. The record is from RefSeq and is a predicted model, not a curated record. Lineage: Eukaryota; Metazoa; Cnidaria; Hydrozoa; Anthoathecata; Hydractiniidae.